GAAAACUAAAAGAAAAAAUGUUAUUACUUAUCCAUCCGACAAUUUUUUUGUCUGGCUAAGGAAGCCUAACUUCACUCCCUCCUAAUUCUAAAAAGAAAAAAAUAAUAUCAGUGUCUGAGUGAAGCUCGUUUUCAAGAACCAAAAUUUUGGGUUUAGAAGGAACGUAUAUAUAUUGGAAUAAGAAUUUAUCAGUACGCCAUGGUUGCAAUCUCGUCUUCGAUGUGUGCACUGAAUUUGAUAUGUGCACGGAAGAAUCAACAGUUACUUCACCAAAGAUUUUGUCAAGAUCAUGAUGCUAUUACAAUGCUGAAUUUGGCUUACUCAGGAAGAUUUAUCACGCUUAACCAGAUUCAUGGUGGCAGGAAGAAGGUUUCUGUUUUCGCAAAGCCGAGCAAAUCUGAGGAACCAGUCCCUUCUUGGGCUAAGCCUGACUCAGAUGAGCCACCGCCUUGGGCUCGUAAUGAGGGCAAGCAAAAUGAAUCAAAGGAGGGUGUUGAGGUCCCUUUCUUUGUUUAUUUGCUUGCCUCAGCUAUAACUGCUAUAGCCGCGAUAGGUUCCAUAUUUGAGUACGUGAAUCAAAACCCUGUUUUUGGAGUUUUGAACUCGGAUAGCAUUUUCUAUGCUCCUUUGCUGGGAUUUUUUGCUAUCACUGGAAUUCCAACUUCGGCUUUCCUUUGGUACAAAUCUGUUCAAGUUGCUAACAAGGAAGCUGAAGAACAAGAUAGGAGAGAUGGUUAUCAAUAGGGCCUGGAUGUUUAGGGCUUUCAUUUUUGUUUGAUGCACCAUUCCUGAAUCAUUCUACUGUUAUAUUCCUCCAUGAUGUAAUUAGAUCAACCUCAGCUGCUUCCCGAAUUUCCCAAAAGAAAAUAUUUACAGAAGUGAAGUGAUUACCCUGCCUAUGACUUGUUGGGUUAUUAGUCUUAAA
Messenger RNA from Beta vulgaris subsp. vulgaris (sugar beet), 925 nucleotides. RefSeq lists its product as hypothetical. The transcript is spliced from 4 exons. Lineage: Eukaryota; Viridiplantae; Streptophyta; Magnoliopsida; Caryophyllales; Amaranthaceae. The record is from RefSeq and is a predicted model, not a curated record. The coding region runs from base 199 to 744 and encodes 181 amino acids.